Messenger RNA from Beta vulgaris subsp. vulgaris (sugar beet), 1567 nucleotides. Its product is annotated as inositol-tetrakisphosphate 1-kinase 1. The transcript has a single exon. Gene Ontology annotation, cellular component: cytoplasm. The coding region runs from base 369 to 1328 and encodes 319 amino acids. Gene Ontology annotation, molecular function: inositol-1,3,4-trisphosphate 5-kinase activity; magnesium ion binding; inositol-3,4,5,6-tetrakisphosphate 1-kinase activity. Gene Ontology annotation, biological process: inositol trisphosphate metabolic process. The record is from RefSeq and is a predicted model, not a curated record. NCBI's taxonomy places the organism in Eukaryota, Viridiplantae, Streptophyta, Magnoliopsida, Caryophyllales, Amaranthaceae.
UAGAAAAUACCGCAGCUAGGCAGAGGCGGCCAAGAAUGCAUGCAAAAAUUAUUCUCAUUUUUCCUAAACAUUCAAUUUUGUCAUUACAAUUGAAAAUGGUACUAACCUAGCGUAAACAUGGAGCAAAUGUAACAGAAUCAAAUUCCUAUGAUUCUACUUUCGAAUUUUCAACACCUCUUUUUUUUUCCUAUAUAAGUGCAUUUGUCUUACAAUCCAAAUGUAACAAAAUAGUACCAUUCAUUACUUAUCGAAAUCAAAGAGUUCAUUACAAUCCGAGAUAUAAGCAUUCAUACAAUAACUGAGGGUGGGGAAAAGCCUAGUUACACGGAUCCAUAAUCCGGAAAUUCCUACAUUCUUAAGCUACCAAAAUGGGAGAGGAAAAACAAAGAAACGUAAGAAUAUCAGUAGGAUAUGCACUUCCUCCAAACAAAGUAAACACUUUCAUUAUACCAUCAUUACUCACCCAUGCCAAAAACAAAGGCAUUGAUCUUAUACUUAUUGAUCAUACCAAACCUCUCCUCCAACAAGGCCCUUUCGACUGCAUUGUUCACAAGCUUUACAACGAUGAUUGGGAUCAUCAAUUACUCGAAUUCAAAUCUAAACACCCGUAUGUCCCUGUUAUCGACUCUCCCUCCGCCAUCCGCCGCCUACACAACCGUGUUUCAAUGCUUGAAGUUGUAAACAACCUCAGCAUUCCAACAUCAUCAUUUACUAUUGGUGUACCCAACCAGAUUCUGAUGACUGAACAAUGCCAAGAAGAAGGAAUAAACUUCAGAUUUCCGGUCAUUGCGAAACCUUUAAUAGCUAAUGGCACCCCAAACUCUCACCAAAUGUCACUAGUUUUUAACUCUGAUGGGUUAAAAAAAGUGAAGGAACAAGCACCAGUUGUGGUGCAGGAGUUUGUUAACCAUGGUGGUGUUCUUUUUAAGGUUUAUGUUGCAGGAAAUCAUGUCAAAUGUGUUCAAAGAAAAUCUUUGCCUGACAUUCACAUUUCUGAUGAUCACCCUGUUUUUGAAAGUGUUUUACCCUUUUCACAGAUUUCUAGUUUACCUGCAAAAUUUGAUGAUGAUGAAGAAGAAGAAACUAUUAGUAUGCCUUCUUUGGAUUUUAUUAACAAUUUAGUAGGUGCAUUAAGAAAGGCUACACAACUUCAUCUGUUUAAUUUCGACGUAAUUCGAGAUACAUCUGAUUGCAAUGGUAACAAGUUUCUUAUAAUUGACAUCAAUUAUUUUCCGGGUUAUGCUAAGUUGCCUGGAUUUGAAGAAAUGUUGACAGAUUUUUUCUGGGAUGUUGUCAACAACAAGCAGACUGUGGAUCAAGACACUUAAUUAGACUGCUUCUACAUAAUUUGUUGCUGUUUAUGCUGCUACUGAUUCUAAUUAAUUGUCACUGAUUUUGUUUUGUAUUCUUUGCUACUUCUGUUAAAUUUAUAACUAGUUUUUUUUUUUCUGGAGCGACGGCUCGGGUUAGUUAUAAUAAACAAAUAUGUUAUUAUUUUUAAGUUUCAUAAUUUAUUUUGCUUUUUUUGUAUUUUUUGUCCAUUAAGAAAAUUGAAAAAUUUACGUCA